Schizosaccharomyces cryophilus OY26 is the source of this 1253-nucleotide messenger RNA. RefSeq lists its product as uncharacterized. The coding region runs from base 92 to 910 and encodes 272 amino acids. The record is from RefSeq and is a predicted model, not a curated record. Lineage: Eukaryota; Fungi; Ascomycota; Schizosaccharomycetes; Schizosaccharomycetales; Schizosaccharomycetaceae. The transcript has a single exon.
AGCUUAUGGUUGCUCUGUUUUAUUAUAAAUAAUACUGCAACGUAUUGUCAUUUGUGCACACAAUUGACAAGAACUAGCGAUUCAAGUCAUUAUGAUGAUUCUUUUAGCCUUUGCGAGCUUUAUUAUUACACUCGCUAAUGCAAUCCAAAUAAAUAGCAAUAAUUAUGAUAGUGCUCUAAACCUCCUUGCGAAUAGUUAUGCUGAUGGCGUUUCAGGGGAUGAUGGGAUUAUAAGUCAUUCAGGAAUUUACUCAAGCUUAUAUGAUCAUAAUUUGAGCCAAUUUAAUUACACUCUUUAUUUCGUAUCUGGAGACAAUUUUGAUAAAGUGAAUUCGCUUUUAAGUUUAGCCUCCCAAGCGGACGAAAAAGGCUUGAUUGGUGAUCUUGUAUACCUUGCUCAUUUCGCUUCCGCUGGUGGUUAUAAUGAUUACAUGCAGUUAAAGGAUGAUUCUCAUUUUGCUACAGAUUUACUGCACUUCAUUAGAAAUGAUACUACGGUUUUUACCAAACUCAGUAAAAACACGUCCAAUGAAAAAUUAAAAGAGUUUUUCGAAAAUUUGAGCAGCAAAGGAUCUAGGUACGUCAAUGAACUUGAAAAGCGAUACGACGGCACAUUUGGCUGUAGUACAAAGCAUGCAGCUCCCAGAAACGGAUGCUAUUCUUUAGAUGCAUAUUUGAGUAAUAACCCAAGGACCUUCGUGAAUGGGCCUCGUUCGUUUUGUUACCAAAGUUGCUGCGCUUCAUGGAGUGCAGAUUGUACAGUUGGUUCUGGAGAAAUAGUUGACCAUAUUAGUCGCUGCUUGAGUCAUUGCACUGGUGAUGAAGUGAGUUGCCUCAACAAAGACACGAUACUUAAUAAUGUUUUUGGAGAGCAUUUCUGUACUAGUGGAAGAGCGGUUGGAUGUAAAUAAAUCUAGCUUAUGCAACUGAAUUCGAUACUGCUCGAGCACAAGCGGAUGAUCCAUACAAAGCUGGGAGAGUUCCCACACAUCAGAAGAAGCGGUCGCUAAAAAGGACUGUAAUAUAAUCUAGUUAAUUUACGGUCAAGUGAUUAUUGUUUGUUUACUUUUUUAAUCAUGAACCACUUGGCAAACUGUCACUACCAUAAUUCAGCAACAGCUUACAAUUUUUUGUUCCCCUUAAUUAAUAUAUUAUAAAAAAGGGAUUUCUUUAUUACCCAUGAAUGUAUUGAAAAAAAAAAAAACCUUAUGUAUAUGUAUGUAUAUAGUCAAUACUUUAUAUUUUUUACUCCGA